AGGAAAAUGAUGAAAAUAACCCUAAUGGACUUUAUGCUAAUCCAGAUGAUUGUUCUUCAUACAUUCAGUGCUCUAAUGGUUAUCCAUAUGUGAUGCCUUGCCCCGAUGGUUUGCAAUGGAGUACGGAAAAAUUAAGAUGUGAAUGGCCAGAAAAUUCUGAUUGUGGGGCUGACAACGGUGUAGAAUUAAUAAUUGAAUGA
This is a messenger RNA of Scutellospora calospora, 200 nucleotides long. Lineage: Eukaryota; Fungi; Glomeromycota; Glomeromycetes; Diversisporales; Gigasporaceae. The record is from the annotation of a GenBank genome assembly.